AGCGGGGCGGCACCGGGAAGGGAACCGGAGGCGCCUGCGCCGCCGACGUUGCCGGAAGGUGGCGGCGGGUGCCGGGUGAGGAGGGGUUCGCGCCGCGGGUCUGGGGCAGCAGCAAAAUGCUGCCGACCACUGCGGUGAAUUCCCGGAGCCAGGGCAACGGCGUGCUGAGCCCCAGGGAUGCUGCCAGGCACACCGCCGGGGCCAAACGCUACAAGUACCUGCGGAGGCUCUUCCACUUCCGACAGAUGGACUUCGAGUUUGCCCUUUGGCAGAUGCUUUACCUCUUCACCUCACCCCAGAGGGUUUAUAGGAACUUUCACUACAGAAAACAGACGAAGGACCAAUGGGCGAGAGAUGAUCCCGCUUUCUUAGUGCUUCUCAGUAUCUGGCUCUGCGUGUCUACGGUGGGAUUUGGAUUUGUGCUGGACAUGGGUUUUUUUGAAACAAUAAAGCUGUUACUUUGGGUUGUAUUCAUAGACUGUGUAGGUGUUGGCCUCCUGAUUGCAACUCUGAUGUGGUUCAUUUCUAAUAAGUACUUGGUGAAGCAGCAGAACAGAGACUAUGACGUGGAGUGGGGAUACGCCUUUGAUGUUCAUCUGAACGCUUUCUAUCCACUUCUAGUCAUUUUGCAUUUUAUCCAGCUGUUUUUCAUCAACUAUGUCAUCAUAUCCAAUUCUGUCAUCGGGUAUUUUGUUGGGAAUACAUUAUGGCUGAUUGCAAUUGGCUACUACAUCUAUGUGACAUUCCUAGGAUACAGUGCAUUGCCCUUUUUGAAGAACACAGCUAUUCUUUUGUAUCCCUUCGCACUUCUCAUCAUGCUCUACUUGAUCUCAUUAGCCUGUGGUUGGAACUUCACCAAGAUGCUUUGUUCCUUUUAUAAAUACAGAGUGAAAUAAAACGGGGACUUCAUGUAUGUAAUGUUUAUUUUGUUUUUAUCUUAGCUGUCUUGGCAGUAAAGAAAAAGUUAAGAACAUUUUGUAAAUGGUUGUAAAUUUCUCUUUAUUGUAGAUAAUUGUGUAAAAAAGUUUGAAGUGUCCUUUUUUUUUUUUAUUAAAAUAUUUACAACA
Molecule: messenger RNA, 1067 nt
Organism: Calidris pugnax (ruff)
Lineage: Eukaryota; Metazoa; Chordata; Aves; Charadriiformes; Scolopacidae
Gene: UNC50
Product: unc-50 homolog (C. elegans)
Exons: 6
Coding region: 117-896 (259 amino acids)
Cellular component (GO): Golgi membrane
Source: RefSeq, a predicted model, not a curated record